CUGAAUAGGUAGUCGCACGUGAAUAACGAAUCGUACAUACGGUUCGCUACAGUAUUAGUGUUAAAAUAAGUAUCUGUUGUUUUAAGUUGUGAUCAUUUAUGUAAAUUUAAUUAAUUUUGAAAUUUUGUUUUAUUCCAUGAUAAUACUUAUCCAAUUUUGUCAGUAUGAGUGGUAAUAAUGGUAUUUGUUAUGAAAAAUCUUUAGAGUAUUGGGCAGAUGUACCACCAACUGUAGAUGGGGUUCUUGGAGGAUUUGGUUAUAUAUCGCAAGAAGAUAUACAUGGUUCAUUAUUAUUUUUGAAAGCGUUAUUUUCAUUAGAACAUCCACCUGCUUCAAGAACAGCCUUAGACUGUGGUGCUGGGAUUGGUAGAAUAACAAAAUAUGUAUUGUUGCCUUAUUUCGGCACUGUUGAUAUUAUUGAACCAGAUGAAAAGUUUAUUAAAGCUAUUCCUGAAUUUGUUGGCGAAAACAGAACAAAACUUGGUUCACUGUAUAGAGAGAGUCUUCAAGAAUUUUCCCCGGAUAAAAAAUAUGAUCUCAUAUGGAAUCAAUGGGUAUUGGGUUAUCUCACAGACGAUGAUUUUGUUUCAUAUUUAGUUCGUUGCAAGAAUUCCUUGGCGGAAAAUGGAGUAAUAGUAAUAAAAGAAAAUGUAACUUCAUCUGGGAAAGUGGAAAAAGAUGAAGUAGAUUCAUCUGUGACAAGACCUUUAAAACAAUUUUUGAAAUUAUUUAAAGCUGCAAAAUUAAAGAGAAUAAAACAAUCAAUACAAACAAAUUUUCCAAAUGGAUUAUAUCCAGUUUAUAUGUUUGCAUUAGUUCCUAUUACAAAUGACACUAGUUAUGAAAAGGAGAUGUUAGAUACAACACCAGUUUAAUGUGCUAGUAUUGCAGACAAACAAACAGAAAGUAUCUACCAUAUUAAAACAAAUAUUAUAUGUUGUAUUAAUUUAAUUGUACCUAUUAUAAUGAAUUUUCCACCAA
Amyelois transitella is the source of this 981-nucleotide messenger RNA. Its product is annotated as alpha N-terminal protein methyltransferase 1. The transcript has 2 exons. Gene Ontology annotation, cellular component: cytoplasm. Bases 165 to 875 code for a protein of 236 amino acids. The record is from RefSeq and is a predicted model, not a curated record. Gene Ontology annotation, molecular function: N-terminal protein N-methyltransferase activity. Gene Ontology annotation, biological process: N-terminal protein amino acid methylation. Lineage: Eukaryota; Metazoa; Arthropoda; Insecta; Lepidoptera; Pyralidae.